Molecule: messenger RNA, 3535 nt
Organism: Tupaia belangeri chinensis (Chinese tree shrew)
Lineage: Eukaryota; Metazoa; Chordata; Mammalia; Scandentia; Tupaiidae
Gene: SLFN14
Product: schlafen family member 14
Exons: 6
Coding region: 362-3094 (910 amino acids)
Biological process (GO): rRNA catabolic process; mRNA catabolic process
Molecular function (GO): RNA endonuclease activity; ribosome binding
Source: RefSeq, a predicted model, not a curated record
CCGGGGGAGUCUGGCAAAGUUCCUGCUCCUCCCAGGCUGAUAUCAGAGGGCAGCAGGGGCCAUGACAACAGGCAAACAUUCAGACCAAAGCCAGACGUGGAACUGAAGCAGCAAGAGGACACACAAGGGCAUGAGGAGAGGCUCUUGUACUAGAAAUGACUCCUCAGGUUGAUCCUGGGUGGCCUGAAGAGUGAGAAGACACCCAGGAGCAGAGUGAUGCCGGAGGAGGGUACAUGUCUUACUGGACGUGAGCUUUUUGCCUCCUAGUGAGUGUAAGCAACAUCCACAAGGCCCUGCUUCACAAAGACCACUCAGAGAGGAACCCAGUUCUGUUAUUGUGGAUCACUGAGGGGCUGCUCGGAUGGAGGGUCCCAAGAACGAUGAAGAAAUGCCCUAUCCCGAGAUCAUAGUUGAAGUGGGCAAAGUGACUUUCGGAGAAGAGAACAGGAAGAAGAUGCCCAAUGGGUGUCUGAAAAGAGCUGAGAAUUUGAAAAUCAUCCAGGCUGUAUGCGCGCUGUUAAACUCUGGAGGGGGUGUGAUCAAAGCAGAGCUAGAGGAUAAAACCUACAGCUACCGAUGCCACGGGCUGGGGCAGGAUUUGGAAACUUCUUUUCAAAAGCUUCUUCCUUCAGGUUCACAGAGGUAUCUGGACUGCAUGCAGCAGGGCCACACUCUCCUGAUUUUUGUGAAGCCAUGGAGCCCAGAUCUUUUCAGCCUCCCGCUGAGGAUCUGCAGCUUGCGUUCCAAUUUGUAUGGGAGAGAUGUGACGUCUGCCAUCAACCUGAGCGCCUCUGGUGCCCUAGAGCUUCUCAGAGAGAAGGAGGCUGGAGCCCACAGAAGACGGCCGGUGGAGGAGCUGCUGCUGCCUCAGCAAGGACUCCGCAGUUACACCCAGGAAGAGGAAGAUAUAAAGAUGUCUGCCUCUGAAUUUUUUAAAAAAGACAAACUUAUGUACAAAGAGAAACUCAACUUUACGGAGUCAACGCAUGUUGAGUUUAAAAGGUUCACCACCAAAAAAAUUGUCCCUCGGAUUAAGGAAAUGCUGCCUCAUUAUGUUUCUGCAUUUGCCAACACUCAAGGGGGAUACCUAAUUAUCGGGGUGGAUGACAAGAGCAAAGAAGUGUUCGGGUGUAAGAGGGAAAAAGUGAACCCUGACUUAUUAAAAAAGGAAAUAGAGAACUGCAUAGAAAAAUUGCCCACCUUCCACUUCUGCCGUGAGAAGCUGAAGGUGAAUUUCACCACCAAAAUCUUGAAUGUGUAUCAAAAAGAUGUCCUGUAUGGUUAUGUCUGUGUGGUUCGAGUGGAGCCCUUCUGCUGUGUGGUGUUCGCGGAGGCCCCGGAUUCCUGGAUCAUGAGAGACAACAUGGUCACGAGGCUGACAGCUGAGCACUGGGUGGUCACCAUGCUGGAUAUUCAGUCAGCGCGGUCCAGUUUGGCCACAGACUACGGCUCUCUCCUGAUUUCACCGGCCUCGGCUGUACUACCAAGCCCAGUAUAUCCCACUAAAGUCUUGGAAUUUAAGGGGGCUCUGCAACGGCGUUUGUUUCCAGUGACACGGGAAGAGAUACAAUUUAAACCGGAAUCCCUCUGUAAGAAGUUGUUCUCAGCUCAUAAAGGACUGGAGGAAUUAAUGAAGACACAGAUAUAUCCUUGUUCUCAAGGGAUUGUGCUACUUUCUAGAAGCUGGGCUGGUGACAUCGGCCUAAGGGAGGAGCGGAGCGUCCUGUGCGAUGCUCUCCUGAUAGCACUCAACAGCCCCCUGGUGCUCUACACCAUCUUGUUAGACCCCAGCUGGACUGGAGCCGCCGAAUAUGCCCGAAACACGGCUCGUCAGUUAAAGCAGAAAUUGCAAAGUGUCGGUGGUUACACUGGGAGACUGUGUGUCCUUCCCAGGCUGAUUCUGACCAGCACACAGUGUAGACCUGGCGAAAUUCCUGUGCACUACCCGCAGUCCUACAGACUUGCUAACGAGGAUGAAAUGGCAGGCUUGCUGCAGGCCCUGGUGGUCCUCUCGCUGUGCUCCAGGUCUCUCCUGAGUGACCAGCUGGGCUGUGAAUUUGUCAACUUGCUCAUAGCAGAGCAGAGUGAGUUGCUUUCCGAGAGCCUUCAGGAGACACGUGAAUUAUUCAUCCACUGCUUUCCAGGAACCAGGAAGACAGCCAUAGCCAUAAAGAUCAUGGAGAAAAUUAAGGACUUGUUCCACUGCAAACCCAAAGAGAUUCUCUACGUUUGUGAAAGUGACUCCCUAAAGGACUUUGUGAUCCAACAAACCACCUGCCAAGCCGUGACCCGGAAGGCCUUCAUCCAAGGGGAGUUCCAAAAGAUCAAGCACAUAGUGAUGGAUGAGACUGAGAAUUUCUGCAGUAAAUAUGGCGAUUGGUAUACAAAAGCGAAGAACAUCACCCAUCCAAAGGUGAGAGUGGCUGGAAGUGAAAACCAUCACGGGAUUCUUUGGCUUUUUCUGGACCCUUUCCAAGUCCAUCAUGCUGAUGUCAAUGGCCUUCCCCCUCUCUCUGCUCAGUUUCCUCGAAAGACAAUCACCAAUGGGAUCCACUGUGCUCUGGAAAUAGCAACGGUCAUAAAAGAAGAAAUAAAGAGGAUCAAAGAAAAUCCUCCCUGCAGCAUGUCUGUGGACACACUGGCAUUGUUCCAGGAAGCUGCCUAUGACGAAGCAAUGUGUGCCCAGGCUUUGCCUGGAGUGUGUGAGACAAAGACCAACCUGACAGCAGAACAGAUAGUAAACUAUGUGGCAGAAAGAUGUCACACCCUGCUCCAAUGUGGCUAUCUGCCCAAAGAUAUAGCGAUUCUGUGCAGGAGAGAGGAGGACAGAGCUCGCUACAAGCUUGCACUACUAAGAGCGAUGCAAUUAAUCGAGACCCACGGAGCAUCAGAGAUGGUGUUUAGCCAGGCUGAGGGUGUUCGGAGCAGACACAUUGUUUUAGACAGCAUUCAGCAGUUUUCAGGCCUGGAAAGCAAUAUUGUGUUUGGGAUUAGUCCAGAAUGUGCCCAGUCAGAGGAAUUUCAUAAGUUCUGUUUUGCCUCAAAAGCCAUUAAACACCUCUACUUGCUUUAUGAAAGGAGGGUGGCCUUCUAAAAUUAGUAAAAGUGGUAAAGAAACCAGAAAGAGCAGUCCCUUCUUCUACACAGGUGCAUCGCCUCCUUUUUAAUAUUGGAAGAAAGUCAAGGCACAUCUGUAUGGUCUGGAGUCACAGAAAUAUCCCUGGGAGCUUUCCUUUCCACUUCGUUUGCAGUGCCACUGUCCUUUUCCCAUCCAUCUCACCUCUUGCUGAACAAUUACAGCAGACUUCUAAUUGGUCCCCUGCCUCCAGUUUUCCUAGCCCAAUUCAAAUUUCAUCCUGUCAACCAGAUAGCUUCUCAUCACAUAGAGAACCAAUUUUAUGAAUUAUUCUACUAAUGGACCUCACAGCCUUCAAGCAAAACCAUUUUCCAAGUCUUUCUACAUUGUGCCCUGACUUACUUUCCUAACUGCAUCAUCCAUUAAACCUCUGUCUACCACUGUUUCUAAUGCAUCUCA